Messenger RNA from Marasmius oreades (fairy-ring Marasmius), 858 nucleotides. RefSeq lists its product as uncharacterized. NCBI's taxonomy places the organism in Eukaryota, Fungi, Basidiomycota, Agaricomycetes, Agaricales, Marasmiaceae. Bases 89 to 571 code for a protein of 160 amino acids. The record is from RefSeq and is a predicted model, not a curated record. The transcript has 4 exons.
GCGCCAAGCGAAUGUCCGAGAUGAAAAAGUUUUUUCCUCUUGGUUUAUAAACCAUGCAAGUACAGUUCCUUCGAUCGUAAUUCUGGCAAUGCCCUUCACUCCGUUUGCUUUCCUUCUUGCGUUCUGCACCUCUGCAGUCAGGGCUCAUUUCCGACUGCAGUUCCCGGAUCCCCGUGGAGCUUUUGUAGCUCAGAAAGAAAUCGAUUUUUGCGGUGGAUACACAGACGCGGUCAACAACAGGACAGCAUUCCCGCUUUCUGGCGGAAUGAUCUCGAUCAGUAGUGGCCACGAGAAUUUUGUUGUCGGAGUGCUUCUGUCUACCUCCCAGAAUGCCAAUACUUGGGAAGCCUUCAACAACGCCGGUGGGCAGCAGCAACUUGUCCGUAACUACGCUCGGCAACCCAGUGCAGGAACCUUUUGCAUUCCUCUGGACCUCAAUUCGACUGGCAUUGCCGGAGUGCAGGAGGGUACAAACGUCACUAUCCAGAUCGUUUACUUGGGAGGAGAUGGCAAUCUGUACCAGGUUAGACCCCUGUCUCAAACUGUUGCUGAUAGCUUAUUUUGGCUUUAGUGUGCAGAUCUGACGUUGGCAAACAAUGCCACUGUCCCGUCCUGUACAAAUCAGACUCAAAGUAGUCACGGCAGUGGAUCUUCCUCUUCGAACGGCUCAAAUGCUAACACUCCUGUUGCGGCGUUCUCGGCCUUGUUCUCGUUGUUUGUAGUCUUCGUCACUGCAUUCUUGUAAUUGGCUAUUUGUGUAUAAUAACGAUUCUCAGGAGCCUACCGACGGCUCCCACUGCUAAAAAUAGGCUCUCAAACAAAAAAGUUUUUAUACGCGACAAUAUAUUAUUUAACUGG